GGGGUUUCUGAGACCUUGCGUCAUCUUUUCUAAGUUUCAAUUUCAACCACAAAAGACAUAGCGAAACUAUAAUAACUAACAGCAAACUUCAUCAUUCAAAAAAAAAACAGCAGACUUCAGUUCUUCGUUCCCAACUACUGGAGUGUGUGACUGAAAACAUAGGCGAUGGCUUUCUCAAACUCAACUCCCGCAGCUUGCAUCACUUGUCUCAGCUCUUCCAAUCGAUUCGCUCUCCCAUCUUCACCUAUCAAGUCUCUCAAGUUCCCUCUCUUCUGGCCCUGGCAAAGGGUGAAGGUGGGUCCUUUGACUGUGUCUCCAAUGGGGUUUGGGACGUGGGCAUGGGGCAACCAGCUUCUCUGGGGUUACAAGCAAUCAAUGGAUUCUGAACUUGAACAAGUUUUCAAUCUUGCCGUGGAGAACGGCAUCAAUCUUUUUGAUACUGCGGAUUCUUAUGGGACUGGUAGACUCAAUGGACAGAGUGAAAAACUUCUAGGAAAGUUCAUUAGAGAAUUUCGAGGGGAAAAGCGGAUAGAAGAUGAGAUUGUGAUUGCUACAAAGUUUGCAGCAUAUCCCUGGCGUCUAACACCAGGUCAAUUUGUUCAAGCUUGCAGGGCCUCUCGGGAUCGAAUGCAGAUUGAGCAAAUUGGAAUAGGACAGUUACACUGGUCCACUGCAAACUAUGCUCCCCCACAAGAAUUAGCUCUUUGGGGUGGUUUAGUGGCAAUGUAUGAGCAGGGCUUAGUUAAAGCUGUUGGAGUUAGCAAUUAUGGACCCAAACAGCUUGUAAAGAUUUAUGAUUACCUUAAAGCCAGAGGAGUCCCUCUAUGUUCAGCUCAGGUACAAUUUUCUCUGCUAAGCAAGGGAGAAGUGCAGAUGGAGAUUAAGAAUAUUUGUGACUCUCUGGGUAUCCGCUUGAUUUCUUAUAGUCCUCUGGGACUUGGAAUGCUUACUGGAAAAUAUACACCUUCCAGGCUUCCAAGUGGGCCUAGGGGCCUGUUGUUUAAGCAAAUUCUUCCAGGAUUGGAGCCCUUGCUGGUUUCCUUAAGAGAAAUUGCAGAAAAACGGGGCAAAACCGUACCUCAGGUCGCAAUAAACUGGUGCAUCAGCAAAGGCACCAUUCCAAUACCUGGAGUUAAAUCAGUAAAACAAGCACAAGAAAAUUUGGGCGCUCUUGGAUGGCGCCUAAGUUCGAAUGAGUUGCUUCAGUUGGAUUGUGCAGCUCAGCAGUCCCCAAGGAGGAUGAUCCAAAAUAUUUUCCAGACAAAAUAAUCAGUUUGGAACUACAGCGUCGAAUCUAUAGCAUGGAGUGAUCCAAUCAGGUGCAAUUGACGAAUGUAAUUUUGACGAAAUGCAAAAGCAACCCCGAAGAAAAGAACAAUUUUGGGGCGCAAACCACAGAAACUGCUGAUUAGUGGUAUUUCCAUCAACUAAAAGGGCUGUGGCAGUAGGAUUUCCAUCCUAUACCUUUCCAACAAAUAGAAGAGAGGAAGAUUGGAGCAACAUCUGUUACCAAUUUUGAAGCUGAAAUGCAGGAAAUGGCGUGAUGCCUACAAGUGAAAAUUAAAUUGUACAUGAAGCACAACAUACAGUAUUCCAUGUAUCAUAUUGCAGAGUUGCAAAGUUGUUCAUGCACAAAAUCAUUGAAAAAACUUGUUUUCAGUAGUGGAAAUACGGUCCAAUAUUCCUUUUCA
This is a messenger RNA of Theobroma cacao (cacao), 1691 nucleotides long. It is a transcript of the gene PLR1, whose product is annotated as NAD(P)-linked oxidoreductase superfamily protein. Gene Ontology annotation, cellular component: cytoplasm. Lineage: Eukaryota; Viridiplantae; Streptophyta; Magnoliopsida; Malvales; Malvaceae. The record is from RefSeq and is a predicted model, not a curated record.